AUGUGCCAUUACGGGAUGUGCAUUACAGAGAGCUGGGGUCACUGCAGGACCAUCAGCGGCCCCUCACAACACACCUGCAACACCUGCUUCUCUAUAUUUAGCCCCACUCUGUUUAUCUGUCAAUACAAGAAAAAUACUCGAGUGUUUUAUUUUGAAACCGGAAACUACCCGAGUUCGGAAGUAGCUGCUGUCAGCCCGUUUGAGAAGGUGAUUGUUAACGUGUCUGGUCUUCAUUUGAGCUUCCUUCACCAUGUCUCGUGCCCGACAUCCCCCGCUGGUCACGGGCAUCUCCCCCAAAGAGGGUCCAGCCUGGACCAAAGUGACCAUUCGUGGAGAGAAUCUGGGAACAGGUUCAGCGGACCUCGUUGGACUGUCAAUCUGCGGCCAUAA
Messenger RNA from Knipowitschia caucasica, 390 nucleotides. NCBI's taxonomy places the organism in Eukaryota, Metazoa, Chordata, Actinopteri, Gobiiformes, Gobiidae. The record is from the annotation of a GenBank genome assembly.